CUCUAUAGUGUCAAGACUAACAGAAAAAGAACCAAAAGAAACAAAAGAAAAAGGAAAAAGGAAAAAGAGGGAGAGUGAGAUAGGAAUUUAAUAAGAGAUCAUCAUCUUCAUAAAUCUAACAUGGGUCACCAUUCUUGCUGCAAUCAACAGAAGGUUAAGAGAGGUCUUUGGUCGCCUGAGGAAGAUGAAAAGCUCAUUAGGUACAUCACCACCCAUGGUUAUGGCUGUUGGAGUGAAGUCCCAGAGAAAGCUGGGCUUCAAAGAUGUGGCAAGAGCUGUCGUUUGAGAUGGAUUAAUUAUUUGAGGCCUGAUAUUAGAAGAGGAAGGUUUACCCCAGAGGAGGAGAAGUUAAUUAUUAACCUUCAUGGAGUUGUUGGGAACAGAUGGGCUCAUAUAGCAAGUCACUUGCCUGGAAGAACAGACAAUGAGAUAAAGAACUAUUGGAAUUCAUGGAUCAAAAAGAAGAUACGAAAACCUUCAGCACCUCCAACCAGUGUUACUGCAAAAAGUAGCGGUGCCGAUCAUUCACAUACAAAUUUUGGCUCAAACCAAUUAGAUUUAGCACAUCAUGAUUUGAUAACAAGGCCUCAGAUUCAAGAAACCCUAUUUUCAUCUCCUGCUCCCUUAUUUAUGUUUGACACUGGUACUUCUCCACUUGAUGGAAUUGCGGAUAGAAGUGUACGCGGGGAGCUUUUCCACGAACCGGCGAGCUUGAACACGGAACCUUGGAAUUCAAACCAACACCAUCAUCAUCAAGUUCAAGCCCUUCCACCGCAAGCUACUUUUAGUAUUGGAAUGGAUACUAAUUACUUGCCACCAUUGAUUGAGAAUAUGGAGAACAUGCUGCCCAUGGAAAUGCAAUCUUGUAGCAUGGAUGAGGAAGGAGAGAUACCAUUGGGGUGCUUACAGAGGCAAGAACUCAAUGAAUGGGUUGAAUCCCAACAAUGUCCAAACUUUCUGUUUUGGGAUAAUGUUGAUGGACCACUUGGUGGAGAAGAAAUUGCACCAGUUUCAUCAAGUAUGGAAGCCACAAUAUUCUCCUCCUUCCCUUCAUCUCUAUGACUAAAAGAUUUUAUUUAUGAUGGUGUCUCUCUGCCCUAUUGAUCUUUGUCUAUAGAGCUUUCAAAAUGGGUUCAGGCUUUUGAAGACAGUUCGUUAAUUACUUUUUCUUCCCUUUUUUUACAUUAACUUCCCAGUGGUGAGAUUGUGAAAAUGUGAGGAAAUGCAAUUACUUGUAAGUAUAAAGUAUGCAUGCAAGUGUUUUCUUGGUGUUUGGAAACAGAAGGAGAUAGAAUAAAAGGCAAUGCGACAAUCGGCAGAGAGUUUGAUAUGAUAAUCAUGGAAAUGAGUUAACCUUCAGUCCUUUCACCAUAUUUGUUCUUGGCGGUGAAUGGUGUUUAUGGUUUUUGCUUCUUCUUCUUCCCUUUUUUUCAAGCCUUAAUUUUGAAUGAGCCUAAUGGAUUCCCAUGUAUUUCUCUCUGAUCACUUGCUUAGGAAAAAGUGGAAAUACCAAACAAGGAAACGGUGUAAUUUAACACAAAUCAUUUAUGGGAUCAUGGAAUUUUUUGGUUUAUUAA
Messenger RNA from Hevea brasiliensis (rubber tree), 1577 nucleotides. RefSeq names its product transcription factor MYB46. The record is from RefSeq and is a predicted model, not a curated record. NCBI's taxonomy places the organism in Eukaryota, Viridiplantae, Streptophyta, Magnoliopsida, Malpighiales, Euphorbiaceae. The coding region runs from base 121 to 1062 and encodes 313 amino acids. The transcript has 3 exons.